Penicillium brevicompactum is the source of this 570-nucleotide messenger RNA. RefSeq lists its product as uncharacterized. The transcript has a single exon. The record is from RefSeq and is a predicted model, not a curated record. NCBI's taxonomy places the organism in Eukaryota, Fungi, Ascomycota, Eurotiomycetes, Eurotiales, Aspergillaceae. The coding region runs from base 1 to 570 and encodes 189 amino acids.
AUGCGCUGGGAGCCCUGCCGACAAAGACGCUCGUGCACCCAAGCACCCCCGUCACGACAAUCACUCGAAUGGCCUCUGCGGGUCCUUGUUGCCGCCAUGAACCGUGGACCUUGCAAGGCGGAAUCGUUGGAGAGCCUGAGCGUGGAUGUCUUCCAGUCGCAACACACCAUCCACGAGCUUGACAUGGCAGCGGAGUUUUGGACGGCAGCAUCGGAAGUGAAGGAUCUCACACUGAGGGGACAAUUUGGAUUUUGGGAACCCGUUCUUGCCUUCAGCCCCGGGCGCGGCUUGCGGUCAAUCAGGUUAAGCGAUUGUGCAGUCUGGCACCACAACCUGAAGUCUUUCGCCAAGCGUGCCAUCGACGGGGUGAUUUCUAUUCGGCUCGAGAAAGUUUUCAUUCGUCCAUACAGGGAACUCGGGUACGUGACGCACAUGGGAUCACCGAUUGAGAUGGUAAACUGGCUGGAUCACGUCGUAUCAUCGAGAACUAAUCAGGCAAAUAUUGACCAUCCGGUUUGGUGGCCACCGGGCACCCAGAUAAAUAUGGGUCAGGUAAACAUAGAAACAUGA